CGCCCGGUCGGCUCGCGGCCACGCGCAACAGGCCGUGCCCGGUUUGCAUUUCCUUACUACUUUGUCUUGAAGACGGAACUAUGCCAAAGAAAGCCAAGCCUGCAGGGACUGGGAAGGAAGAAGGGCCUGUACCCUGUAAACAGGUGAAGGGGGAGGCAGCUGCGGGGCCUUCUACAUUAAACUUUGACAGCCCCAGUGGUCUCUUUGAAAGUUUAAUCUCACCCAUCAAGACAGAGACUUUUUUCAAGGAAUUCUGGGAGCAGAAGCCGCUUCUCAUUCAGAGAGACGACCCUGCACUGGCCACGUAUUACCAGUCCCUGUUCAGGCUAACCGAUCUGAAGAGCCUGUGCAGCCGGGGUGUGUACUACGGAAGAGACAUCAAUGUGUGCCGGUGCGUCAAUGGAAAGAAGAAGGUUUUAAAUAAAGAUGGCAGAGCACACUUUCUUCAGCUGAGAAAGGAUUUUGAUCAGAAAAGGGCAACAAUUCAGUUUCACCAACCGCAGAGAUUUAAGGAUGAGCUUUGGAGGAUCCAGGAGAAGCUGGAAUGUUUCUUUGGCUCCUUGGUUGGCUCAAAUGUAUACAUAACCCCUGCAGGAUCUCAGGGCCUCCCACCCCAUUAUGAUGAUGUCGAGGUUUUCAUCCUGCAGCUGGAGGGAGAGAAACACUGGCGCCUCUACCAUCCCACCGUGCCCCUGGCGCGGGAGUACAGCCUGGAGGCGGAGGACAAGAUCGGCAGGCCGGCACACGAGUUUACACUGAAGCCGGGUGAUUUGUUGUACUUUCCCAGAGGGACCAUUCAUCAAGCAGACACUCCCCCGGGGCUGGCCCACUCUGCCCACGUGACCAUCAGCACCUACCAGAACAGUUCAUGGGGAGAUUUCCUUUUGGAUACCAUCUCGGGGCUUGUGUUUGAUACUGCAAAGGAGGAUGUGGAGUUGCGGGCCGGCAUCCCCCGGCAGCUGCUCCUGCAGGUGGAAACCACAGCUGUUGCAAGAAGACAAUUAAGCGGCUUUCUGAGGACACUUGCAGACCGGCUAGAGGGCACCAAAGAACUACUUUCAUCAGACAUGAAGAAAGAUUUUGUUAUGCACAGACUCCCCCCUUACUAUGUGGGAGAUGGAACAGCGCUAUCAACACCAGGUGGAAAGUUACCGAGGUUAGACAGCAUAGUAGGACUGCAGUUUAAAGAUCACAUCGUCCUCACGGUAGGACCAGAUCAGAAUCCAUCUGAUGAAGCUCAAGAAAAGAUGGUUUACAUCUAUCAUUCCUUAAAGAAUAGGAGAGACAUACACAUGAUGGGAAAUGAAGAGGAAACAGAGCCUCACGGACUUCGCUUUCCUUUAUCACAUUUGGAUGCACUGAAGCAAAUUUGGAACAGUUCAGCUAUUUCUGUCAAGGACCUGAAACUUCCUACAGAUGAGGAAAAGGAAAGCCUGGUUUUAUCCCUCUGGACAGAAUGUUUAAUCCAGGUAGUCUAGUGCCUUUAUCUACUAUCUUAUAUGCACAUAUUAAAAGUGAAGAGGCAGACUGGGUAGGUUGAACAGCUACGUACAUGAGACCACCCCCCCGUUACAGGUAGUCUCUGGGCUGUAGGUACAAGGGCACAUGGAAGAACAAACAGCAAAUUACCAAGUGUCCCACAGAGUGAUAAAAACCAUACUUUUGACAAGUUUAUUUAAUCCAGUGUGGUAAAAAAGGCACAGCUCCAAUAAAUGUAUCAUUUAGAAUUAAAUGUUAACCUGGCUUUAUCUUUGUUCUUUGGAAGAAACAACUUCUUUAAAGAGCCUCCUUAGCAGCUCUAGAAAAAUUUUAAACAAUUAACAGAAGAAAAGUUUUUAACUUGGUUUUUUACAAUGAAAAUAUACAUACCUUUGUGUAUACACAGGCCCACCCGUUAAAGUUAUUCCUGCAACAUAAAUUUCAUUAAAUAAUACUGCCACACCAGGGAGAGGCACUCAACAGUAUGGACGUAAGGGAGUUUGACAGAUGCUGCUUAAAAGAUGACAAGAGAAGACACUGAGGGGGAAAAAAACCCAAUAUUUACAUGGAAAGACCAAGUCUAUAAAAACUACUCAAAAUAGUGGAUCUUUUUCUUUGAGUUUAAACUAUUCACUGUUAUUUUACAUUCUAAAGUGCACAUAGGUUGAUAUUUUUUUAAAAUAUCACUGGAGAAUUUAAUCUUUCUAUAUAAAAAUAGAGCAUUUUUCUGCUUUCUGGCAAAAGUUGGGGAUAAAAGGAAUAGGUGUCUCAGUGUAAGUUUAAAUCCAACUCAGGAGGGAAAAAUUCUUGUGAAUUGUGCAGUUGAAGGUGGUAAAGAUGAUUUCCUACCUUAUUUCACUUAAGAGAAAGGUAUUUAAAAACUGAAUUUUCUGUCAUUUAGUAGAGAAAUCAACUCCACCUUUACUUGAAAAGUAAGAUGGUAAGGUCAAGGCUCAAAUACAUUUGAAAUUUGUUUAAGUGACAUAGUCCUUAUAAAUACUUCUCCUUGCAGGCAGAUCCAACAAAAUCUACGGUGAAGUCUCAGCAGGGAGAUAGAUAGGUAGUCAUUGUUAGAGUCUUGUCACCUAAAGGGAUGUUUUUGUUAAGAGCGCUAGGUUGGCCAUUUUUAGUUUGAAGGACUGAGUAAAGAAUGGCCACAGAAAACAUUCCAAUACUUGUGCCUUUUUCCUAACACAGCUGAGGUCCCCCUCUGGGGUCAGUUACAAGUAUAUAUACAUAAGGGAUGCUCCAGUUAUAAAAGCCUUAAUAUAGAAACUUUAAGGUUUAUCUAAUACAACAGCUUAAUAAAAAGGAUUAUUAUAUAUGAUUUCAGAUGUUGCUAAAAAUUACUCAUCUUUUUUGCAAAAGUAUGACUUGACCUAUAGGAAGGAAUCUGUUUCCCUGUGCCUUGCAUUCAUACAAGCAUCUAGUAGGAUAUUAAUAACUAAUACAGGGUGAUGGCAUUACCAGUGUCCUAUAAUGGGCUAUCAGGAAUAGGAUUCAUGUUUGGUGGACAGGAGAGGAAAUAUUGACUUCAGGAAACUUGCUCACCACAACUGGAGAUCAAUCAGGAAUAGAACCUUUCCCAGAAAUCAUAACAUUUUCUCCAUAGGAACACUGGGUCAGUGGCAAGAAUAUUUUUAGCUUUUCCAUGGUGAAGAGCUUGGGAGAGAGAGAAGUGCUUUCUUCUCAGUGAUCCAGGAGUGUGAGGACAGUCGCUUCCUUGCCCCAUAUGCAGGACAAUGAGGGAUGGGGGUUUCCUUCUUCCUCUGCUCUUUCUAGGGAUGUAGUUGAUUCUCUCACAAUAUUUCAAUGUCCCAUUUCUGUGUUUCUUCUCCCUCCAGGGGCUGAUUUACAAUUACAUGAGUCUUGUCACAAUAAUUUCCUCCUGAAAUAGAAAUUCCAAAAGAAAGGAUUAUUUGUUCACACAGGUGCUUGGCAAUUGCACAAUUCUCACAAGCUUUUGUUCAGCUCACUCUUUGGGUAGAUUACUAUGCCAUUUACAAAGCAGUCUAAAAUGGAAAACUGAAUUUGAACAGGCUUAGCCAUUAUUCACCUCAAAUUGGACCUUAUUAUGACUCAAAUUGAAAAACUAAAAGGCUUUUAGUUCUUCAAACAAUGUGAUUCUUCAGAACAAAGUACUCUGAGAAAUUCUGGCUGAAUGUCAGGUACUCUUGUUUUUGUUUCUACACCAACAGUGACUGACUAAUCCAAUUAAAGCGGCAGCCAUGAAUAAUAUUGGCCCUGACCUGGCUGAAUUCAAAAACAAGGUUAAUUGAUACCUACCAUAAAUUUUGACUGAGAGCUUUUAAGGACAUGGCAAUUCACAGCAAAAAGUUAGAGAUGUUUCUUUCUGAGAAACAGAUGACAUUUGUUUUAUGAUGCUUCAAGUUUAGAACUAGUGUCAGUUCAUGUAGCAAAUGAAAAUUUUACAAUUGUACUGACAAAAACCUUCUUAAAUUUUGUUGUUAGGCUUUUUCUGUUUGAUCCAUAUAACUUAAUUGGUUUGUUCAUAAAACUGCAUACCUUAACUUCUUUCACAUAAUUAAGGGUGACUUAACAUUUCUCUGUUAUACACAAGGAUGUCCUUUACCCAUAAGGAAGAGAUCUGGAACUGAAACUGGUAUCAUGGGGUGUCAUCCAAGGCCCACCUUUAACAUCAAGGACAAGGUGAUCGCUGAGAUAAGAGCUGAUAGUUCCAUUUUUAUUCAGUCUCCACUUCUGCCUGAAUUGCCCAUGUUCAGGCCACAGGGCCACUUUAGCUCCAGGUGUGUCCCGGCCACCAAUCACAUCAAGACAUGUAUCACUGGCCUAAAAGGGUUAAGAAAUAAUUAACUGGCAGUACUGUGUUUGCUAAAAUAAAUGGAAUUGCCUCUCUUUUCUUUCAGGUAAACAAAUCACAGACAUGAAGUGGCUAUGUUUUAUGUAAAAAAAAGAAAAUAAUGCUAAUUUCAGUAUUCAGUGGUUUUAAGUCUUUUUUAUGGCUGGGAGGAGACGGUAUGGAAAUGAACCUACUGAAAGAGAGAUACUUGUUUUUAAUAGGAUGUCUGCAUCUGGCAACAGAUGUUCAAUAAAGGUUUGUUGAAUUGGAA
Lemur catta (Ring-tailed lemur) is the source of this 4571-nucleotide messenger RNA. RefSeq names its product ribosomal oxygenase 2 (gene RIOX2). The record is from RefSeq and is a predicted model, not a curated record. The transcript is spliced from 10 exons. Gene Ontology annotation, cellular component: nucleolus. NCBI's taxonomy places the organism in Eukaryota, Metazoa, Chordata, Mammalia, Primates, Lemuridae. Gene Ontology annotation, molecular function: histone H3K4 demethylase activity; histone H3K36 demethylase activity. Bases 81 to 1478 code for a protein of 465 amino acids.